ACAAAAGGGAUAUUUCUUCCAGAGGCUCCAACAAUGCGGGCGUCUGUGGUGCUGUUGGUGUUUCUGGCUGUUGCUUCACACACUGUGGCAAAGCCUAGAAAUCGCUUCACUCGUUAUCCAUCAUGGAACAAUAAGAUGUACCCAGUCUGGAAGGACGGAGACCCCCGAUACAAAGACUCCUGGAAAGGUGGAAGAGUGACUUUUAAUGUUGGGAACGAUUCACCGACACUGACUGCAGCUAAAGUCACUUUCACAAUCGACCUGGAGUUCCCACACAACCAGAAGGUGCAGCCUGAUGGAGACGUCGUCUGGGCCGAAGACUGCAUAAUCAACGGAACAAAGUACCGUGAGUCUGAGCCGGUGUACCCGGGUCAGAGCUCAGACUGGGAGGCUGUGUUUCCUGACGGGACUGCCUUUAAGAAGGACAAGAAGCCGGCCUAUGUGUUCGUCUGGAAGACCUGGGGUCAGUACUGGCAGGUGGCGGACGGCGCCUCUUCCUCCCUCACCAUCGACACAGACGGCAUCCCGCUGGGCUCCUACACCAUGGACAUCGUGAUCUACCACUACCGCAGCAAGGAGAAGUUCAUCCCUCUGGGGUACGCCUCCACCCAGUUCUCCAUCACCGAUCAAAUCCCCUUCGCCGUCUCCCUGGACCAAGUGAACGACAUCGUGGCCGGAGACUUGCGCUUCAUCCAGAACCGAGCGAUCGCCUUCACCAUCGCCCUGCACGACCCCAGCCAGUACCUGGGCACCGCCGACAUCACCUUCAACUGGGACUUCGGGGACGAGAGCGGAGCCCUGAUCUCCAGAGAGCUCACCGUCACUCACACCUACAUCAGCUCCGGAUCCUUCAAACCUCAGGUGGUCAUCCAGGCCGUCAUCCCGGACAAGGCCUGCGACCCACCAGCAGAUCCAACCAAGGCCCCUGUUCCCCCCACCCACCUGGGCACCACAGUGAAAGCUCCUGCGCUGGUGUCUGCUGUCCCCAUACUGAUUUCCACUAAGGCUACCGGUCUGGCUCUGAACCUGGUUCCUUCAGACACAGAGGAGGACAACACUGAGGACGAGGCCUCCAGCACCUCCAACACUCAGGACGCACCAUCGGUGGCAAAGACUUCCUCCUCUUCCUCCAACCGUGACGCUCCGGCUGAAACAGCAGGUGCAAAGCGACCAGUGACCCUGACAGGCAAAGCUACCGUGGUGGUUGUUGCUAAGAGAGAAGCUGAUGAUAAACCCGACGAUGACUGUGUAAUUUAUCGCUAUGGUUCCUUUUGCACAGGCAUCGAAGUGUUUGAGGCCAUUGAAAAAGUAGAAAUUGUACAAAUGGACAACUCUGUGAUGGCAACACCUAACUCGAAGAGAAAUGUAUUGGACAUCACUGUUACCUGCCAGGGAAGCCUUCCAAAAGAGGUGUGCAGCGUGAUUCUGGACGCAGAUUGCUUGAAGCCGAUUCACACGGAGUGCAACCUGGUGGAGCCCUCUAAAGAGUGCCAGCUGGUGUUGCGCCACUUCUUCAAUGACUCUGGUGUCUACUGCAUCAACGUGUCCAUGGCCAAUGACGUCAGUCUAGCUGUCACCAGUGCUAAAGUCAAUGUAGACAUAGCUUCAGGGCUGUCGUCUCCUGGCACCAUCACCAUGGUGUUGGGUUUCCUGGUACUCGUUGUAGCGCUAGGAAUAGUGGCAUACUCCUACAAGCGCUUUAAGUCCUACCGCCCUCUGAAGGAGGACCUGAUUGUGUCUUCAGGACCGCAGGUCUGCCGGGCUCACGGCGGCUCUGGAUCCUCUAUGUUUUCGAAGCUUCUGAAUAGACGGGGAGCCGCUGACGACUGCCCUCUGCUGCAGGACCGGCCCGUGUGAACCAGCCUCACAUCCCCAAAUACUGAGAAACUUGUGAACCGCAAGUUUUCUGACCUGAGAUGUCUUUUUAUACUUUUUUUUUUUUUACAUGUUUUCUAAAUAAACAUUACAACAAAGUGUGUAAUAUUUAGGAGUUUCGAUCAACACUUUCUUGUUAUUUACUACUAGACAUGCUCUGAUCUUUUGUACGUACAAGUUUACAAGUACAAAUUGUAUACUUUCAUUCGGACAAAAAACUAAAUUUGAAUGUUUAAAUAAACUUUG
Eleginops maclovinus (Patagonian blennie) is the source of this 2121-nucleotide messenger RNA. RefSeq names its product premelanosome protein b (gene pmelb). The transcript is spliced from 12 exons. Gene Ontology annotation, biological process: melanosome organization. Gene Ontology annotation, cellular component: melanosome; plasma membrane. The record is from RefSeq and is a predicted model, not a curated record. The coding region runs from base 34 to 1857 and encodes 607 amino acids. Lineage: Eukaryota; Metazoa; Chordata; Actinopteri; Perciformes; Eleginopidae.